UUGCAAUUUUUAUAGAUAUAAGUGUUCUAUGUUCACAACACUAAUUAUGCACUUUUAAAACACGUGUCCUUUAAAAAACUUUAUAAACAGCGGUCACAUUAACGAGGUGCUCUAUCCACGCACGUGUGUUGUAUCUUAACUGGGGAUCAAUAAUGCCAAACAUAAAAAUCUUUAGUGGAAGUUCACAUCCUGAGUUAGCUCGUCUCGUCGCUGAUCGUUUAAAUUUAGAGCUUGCUCGUGCCAAACUAAGAAAAUUUGCAAAUAAGGAAACGAGUGUAGAAAUUAAUGAAUCUGUACGUGGAGAGGAUGUUUUUAUUAUUCAAAGUGGAUGUGGAGAAAUUAAUGAUAACUUAAUGGAGUUACUAAUAAUGAUAAAUGCUUGCAAGAUUGCUUCUGCUGCUAGAGUUACAGCAGUAAUACCGUGCUUUCCCUAUGCACGCCAAGACAAAAAAGAUAAAGUAAUGAACUCAGAACUUGUCAGUGAUAUAAGUAGAGCUCCUAUAUCUGCCAAGUUGGUCGCUAAUAUGCUUUCGGUGUCUGGUGCAGAUCAUAUCAUAACUAUGGAUUUGCAUGCAUCUCAAAUACAGGGUUUCUUUGAUAUUCCUGUUGAUAAUCUUUUUGCUGAGCCUGCUGUUUUAAAAUACAUUCGUGAGCAUAUUAAUAACUGGCAACAAUGUGUGGUAGUUUCACCAGAUGCUGGAGGUGCCAAGCGUGUCACUUCCAUUGCUGAUCAAUUAAAUGUGGAAUUUGCUCUUAUUCACAAGGAGAGAAAAGUUGCCAAUAAAGUUUCAAGCAUGGUUCUUGUUGGUGAUGUUUCAAACAAGAUUGCUGUCCUUGUUGAUGAUAUGGCAGAUACAUGUGGUACAAUGAAACUUGCUGUGGAAAAGUUACUUGAUGCAGGUGCAAAACAAGUUCAUUGUGUGUUUACACAUGGUAUUUUUUCUGGUCCAGCUAUAUCUCGGCUAAUGGAAUCGGGUAUGGAAGCUGUGGUCGUCACAAAUACUAUUCCACAAGCUGAUAAAAUAAUCCAGUGUCCAAAAAUAAAAAUCAUUGACAUCUCACCAAUUUUAGCAGAAGCAAUUAGAAGAACUCAUAACGGCGAAUCAGUUUCUUAUUUGUUUAGUCAUGUACCUUUGUAAACUGUAUUCUCGUACGUUUUUUUCCUUUAUUGUUUUGUUUGUUUUUCUGUUUUUAAUAACAUAUUUUUAAUAGAAAGAUCAACAAAAAUUUUUUUUUUUUUUUUUUUUUUUUUUUUUUAAAUACAAAAUUUUUUAAAGAAACUCACGACAAGAUUGAGAUUUUUCUAAUUGUUAAAAAAUUUUCUCGAUUAAUAAAGAGUAAUAAUAAAGAUUUUUCUGUGGUAUAUUUUCUAUAUUAAAGAUUUAUACUUUUUAACUGUUUAAAAGUUCAUAAUUAUGAAUUUAGAUAAUUGCUUGUAAAUAAUAAAGUUAUCCUACACUAUUGAUGUGUUAUAGAUUUUUAACUUGUGGUUGUGUCGUGUUUGUUAUGUUACGUACGGAAUAUGUUGUAUACUGUCGGAUGUUAAACAGCUUUGACGUUGAAA
Hydra vulgaris (swiftwater hydra) is the source of this 1564-nucleotide messenger RNA. RefSeq names its product ribose-phosphate pyrophosphokinase 1. Gene Ontology annotation, molecular function: magnesium ion binding; ribose phosphate diphosphokinase activity; ATP binding. Gene Ontology annotation, cellular component: ribose phosphate diphosphokinase complex; cytoplasm. The record is from RefSeq and is a predicted model, not a curated record. Lineage: Eukaryota; Metazoa; Cnidaria; Hydrozoa; Anthoathecata; Hydridae. Gene Ontology annotation, biological process: 5-phosphoribose 1-diphosphate biosynthetic process; purine nucleotide biosynthetic process; ribonucleoside monophosphate biosynthetic process.